Messenger RNA from Zingiber officinale, 1497 nucleotides. Its product is annotated as annexin D5-like. Lineage: Eukaryota; Viridiplantae; Streptophyta; Magnoliopsida; Zingiberales; Zingiberaceae. The record is from RefSeq and is a predicted model, not a curated record. Gene Ontology annotation, molecular function: calcium-dependent phospholipid binding; calcium ion binding. Bases 305 to 1252 code for a protein of 315 amino acids. The transcript is spliced from 6 exons. Gene Ontology annotation, cellular component: cytoplasm.
CCGUCCCACCAGUCCGUUUGGCAUCCUACCGCGGCCCCGCAACUCCGCAAGGACAACUCGCUCGCCAUUAUUACUGCAGCUAGUCGACGAAUUCCUUCCUCUGGAUGUAGAUGUAGACCUAGACGAGUAGCCUGUAGUCAAAGACGUGCUGAUGCCUCGCGCCAUUUGAACGCGUCCUGAAAAGAGAGACCCUGAAAAUUGCCAUCAAGUUCUUUUGAAGGGUACGGCCGUACCCGUCCUCUCGUCCUUAUCUGUAUCGGUGAAGCGAAGCUGAGGCGAUACGCCGGUACCUGGAAAACCGAUCAUGUCGACGCUGGCCGUUCCCCCCUUCCUCACUAACCCUCGCCAAGACGCCAUCGAUCUUUACAAAGCCUUCAAAGGAUUUGGUUGUGAUAGUGCUGCUGUUAUAAAUAUUCUUGCUCAUCGUGAUGCAACACAGCGUGCGCUUAUUCAACAGGAGUACAAAGCCAUGUAUUCUGCUGAGCUUACCAACAGGCUAUCAUCAGAACUCAGUGGGAACCUUAAGAAAGCAAUGCUGCUGUGGAUUCUUGAUCCAGCUGGUAGGGAUGCAACUGUUCUGAGGGAAGCGCUCUGUGGGGUUAUUGAUUUAUAUGCAGCUACUGAAAUAAUAUGUUCUCGUACACCUUCACAAAUACAGACGAUCAAACAGAUAUACCAUGCCAAAUUUGGUGUUCAUCUAGAACACGAUAUUCGUUAUCAAGCCUCUGGUGAUCACCAAAAGCUACUGCUGGCAUAUAUUGGAACAGGACGUUAUGAAGGACAUGAGGUUGAUCCACAUAAGGCAUCAAAAGAUGCAAAAGAUCUAUUCAAAGCUGGCGAGAGAAGGUUGGGAACAGAUGAAAAGACCUUCAUCCACAUUUUUAGUGAACGCAGCAGGGCACAGUUGGCAGCUGUUGCUUCUUACUAUGAUCAUACUUAUGGGAACAAGCUGGAGAAGGCUGUGAAGGGUGAAACAUCUGGGCUUUUUGAAUUUGCUCUUCUGACAAUUCUUAGGUGUGCAGAGAAUCCUGCCAAGUAUUUUGCCAAGGUGCUUCGAAAGGCAAUGAAAGGUUUAGGUACCAAUGACACUGCACUCGUGCGGGUUGUAGUUACCAGGACCGAAAUUGACAUGCAAUACAUAAAGGUCGAGUACCAUAAAAAAUACAAGAAACACCUUCACGAUGCCAUCCAUUCAGAGACGUCAGGUCAUUACCGUACCUUUCUCCUUUCACUCGUAGGUUCCCACGCCUAGAUAAUUUGUCAUAGACUUGCAUAAUGUGUGAUAGUUAUUUGGUCUUCAAGUUGGCACAUUUGAAAUUGUGUUGGGGUUGGGUCAGUCCUGAAACAUGAUUGGUAAUUUAAGCGUGCAGACAAAUAUUGUUUCGAUCUAGAUGCCUAUGAUGUACAUAUUUUGUCUUUGCUUUAGUAGAAACUUGUGGUGAUUUGGAAUGUAACCCGUAAAUCUGUUAUGUAUCAAUGGUGUAUUCUUGUGCUUCA